CGCCCUUUAUUGUAGCAGAAGCAACAUCGAAAUCAUCAACUGUGACUGUGUAUUUGUUUCAGCAAAAAUCUGAAGUUUUCAAGUGUCGGAGUGUUGGUUUCGGUAUAAUCGGAAAUAAAUUAUUGUAGGAGAAGUUUUGACAGGAAUUUUGUUUUGAUUUUCCCAGGUACGUAAGCAAUGGCAGAACGACCUGAAGACUUAAACCUUCCCAACUCAAUAGUAGCAAGAAUCAUAAAAGAAUCCUUGCCAGAAGGUGUUAAUGUGUCUAAAGAGGCUAGAACCGCCAUUGCUAAAGCUGCUUCUGUAUUUGUUCUCUAUUGCACAUCAUGCUCUAACAAUCUGGCUAUGAAAGCUAACAGAAAGAUCAUCAGUGGCCCGGAUGUCCUGGGAGCAAUGGCUGACAUGGAAUUUGAAAGAUUUAUUGAACCACUACAGGCUUCUCUUGAAGUGUACAAGAAAGCACAGAAGGAACGCAAAGAAGCUAUGGCUAAACGGAAACAGGAAAAAUCCGACAAAAAACCGGAAGAUAUUGAAGAAGGAUCAGAUGAAGGUGGAGAAAAUGAUAAUGGAAAUGAUAAUGAAAAUGACAAUGAAAAUGAUAAUGAAAAUGAAAAGGAGAAUGAGGAUGAAGAAGUGGAUGAAUGAUCUUAAAUGACAAAAAAAUGUGUGAUAAAAUUUGUAUUCGCACGACAAAAAAAUUAAUAAAAGAAAAAAAAACACGA
Molecule: messenger RNA, 722 nt
Organism: Daphnia pulex (common water flea)
Lineage: Eukaryota; Metazoa; Arthropoda; Branchiopoda; Diplostraca; Daphniidae
Gene: Chrac-14
Product: DNA polymerase epsilon subunit 3-like
Exons: 4
Coding region: 178-645 (155 amino acids)
Biological process (GO): heterochromatin formation; DNA damage response; leading strand elongation
Cellular component (GO): CHRAC; epsilon DNA polymerase complex
Molecular function (GO): chromatin DNA binding; protein heterodimerization activity
Source: RefSeq, a predicted model, not a curated record